Messenger RNA from Odontomachus brunneus, 1894 nucleotides. RefSeq names its product ruvB-like 1 (gene pont). NCBI's taxonomy places the organism in Eukaryota, Metazoa, Arthropoda, Insecta, Hymenoptera, Formicidae. The transcript has 3 exons. Gene Ontology annotation, molecular function: ATP hydrolysis activity; DNA helicase activity; ATP binding. Gene Ontology annotation, cellular component: NuA4 histone acetyltransferase complex; Swr1 complex; R2TP complex. The record is from RefSeq and is a predicted model, not a curated record. The coding region runs from base 130 to 1500 and encodes 456 amino acids. Gene Ontology annotation, biological process: chromatin remodeling; box C/D snoRNP assembly; regulation of transcription by RNA polymerase II.
GAUAGUGAGGGCAAAAAGUUGCGGACGGGGGAGUUGUUACACGUUUAUCAAUCAAACAAAGUAGUUAGCAACGUAUCUGUACGUGCAUGUCUCGCUUCUUAUGCUUUUCCAAUUCACGAAAAGUCAGCAAUGAAGAUCGAGGAGGUAAAAAGCACCGCCAAGACGCAGAGGAUUUCCGCACACACGCAUAUCAAGGGUCUGGGCCUUGACGAGAAUGGUAUCGCUAUUCAAAACGCAGCCGGUCUCGUGGGUCAGGAACUGGCGCGUGAGGCAGCUGGAGUUGUUGUCGAUAUGAUAAAGUCAAAGAAGAUGGCAGGACGUGCUGUGUUAUUAGCAGGCCCACCAGGUACAGGCAAGACCGCGAUAGCUCUUGCCAUUGCUCAGGAACUCGGCAACAAGGUACCUUUUUGCCCAAUGGUGGGCUCAGAAGUUUACAGUUCUGAGAUAAAGAAGACCGAGGUUCUCAUGGAAAACUUCAGAAGGGCCAUUGGCUUGAGAAUUAAGGAGACGAAAGAAGUAUAUGAGGGUGAAGUAACAGAGUUGACACCUGUGGAAACAGAGAAUCCCAUGGGUGGUUAUGGCAAAACUGUCUCACAUGUAGUCAUUGGAUUGAAAACAGCUAAAGGUACAAAACAGUUAAAGCUAGACCCUUCCAUAUAUGAGUCCUUGCAAAAAGAGAAGGUAGAGACUGGUGAUGUAAUUUACAUUGAGGCAAAUAGCGGUGCUGUAAAGAGACAAGGUCGAAGUGACAAUUUUGCCACGGAAUUCGACCUGGAGGCAGAGGAAUAUGUUCCAUUGCCAAAAGGUGAUGUACAUAAGAAGAAGGAAGUUAUUCAGGAUGUAACACUGCAUGACUUGGAUGUAGCUAAUGCCAAACCACAGGGAGGUCAGGAUAUCAUGUCUAUGAUGGGGCAAUUGAUGAAGCCUAAAAAAACGGAAAUUACAGACAAGCUUCGGAAAGAGAUAAACAAGGUAGUAAACAAGUACAUCGACCAAGGUAUCGCCGAGCUAGUGCCGGGAGUAUUAUUCAUAGACGAGGUUCACAUGCUUGACAUAGAGACGUUCACAUAUCUUCACCGCGCUCUGGAGAGCGCUAUAGCGCCGAUCGUUAUUUUCGCUACAAAUCGUGGUCGCUGUGUGAUUCGGGGCACUGAGGACAUCGUCUCUCCGCAUGGCAUACCUCUCGACUUGUUGGAUCGUUUACUCAUCAUCAGAACUCUUCCCUAUUCUAGGCAGGAGAUCGAACAGAUCGUGAAGCUGCGAGCCGUCACGGAGGGUUUGCAAGUCGAAGACGAGGGUCUCUCAGUUCUCGCCGAACUCGGCACGAAAACUACUUUACGAUACGCGAUACAGCUUUUAACACCUGCGUACUUGACGGCAAAGAUCAACGAGAGACCCAGUGUCAAGAAGGAAGAUAUCGACGAAGUCAGUGCGCUUUUCUUAGACGCUAAGUCAUCCGCCAAAAUACUUACGCAAAAUCAAGAUAAGUUUAUGAAAUAAAAAUUAAGUCUUAAUAGAAUAAAUAUUAAGUUUUACAGUACACUAUUCUCUUCAAGUUGCUUCCCUUCAUUUUCCAAAACUACGUUAACUAAGUUUAAUUACGUUAACUACGUUAAACAAUUUGAUCAAUUUGUGAUUGAUUUUUUAUUAGGUUUUCUCUUCGAACUUUCAUUCGUCCAGUUAUAUUUUUAUUAAAGUAAUAAUUGCUUGAAUUGUACAUACAGCGUGGUAGUGUCAGCAUAGAACUAUUGUUAAUAAAUUGCAUUAUGAUCAAUAAGAAUUUCAUGUACUGAAAAUACUAAAAAUUUUUCAUACAAAUUAAUCUUACAUAUAAAUGUAUCGUUUAUAUUAAUAAUAUAAAUUGUAUACAAAUAAAAAAAUUUCUGGCAAAGAA